AUGUACCGUCGAUGAAAAAUGAGGACUGGUCUCAGGUCUGGUGUUCUAAUUUGAAUCCGGCAGUCAUGGACGCGACUAUAAAAUCAAAAAAGACAAAUCCGUUACAAAAUAGCAACCCUUUUGCGAAAUUGUUCUUUUUGUCGUUGAUACCGACUAUAUGGCGCGGAUUCAAACGGGGUCUGACCCCUAAGGACCUCACGAAAACUGUGGAAGACGAUCAAGCGAAGGCGCUUGGUGACUUGCUAGAAAGAAAUUGGUACGAGGAACUUAAUAAUGCCGAAAAACGAAAUCGAAGACCAAAAUUUUAUAAAGCGCUACUUCGAACAUUUUGGAAGAGUCAUUUUUGUGAUGGAUUACUUUAUCUUGCUUUUGUAGGAAUCAAAUCUCUACAGCCCUUAUUAUUAGGCAGUUUUCUCAUGUAUUUCAAGACCAACUCAGAAGUGACAAAAAAGCAAGCCCUCCAAUUUGCAGGAAUGCUCUCGGCAAUGAGCGCUUUAGCCGUGAUUAUCGAUCACCAUGCAGAACUUAGACAACGUGUGGUUGGAAUGAGGACCCGCGUGGCCUGCUCGUCUUUGGUUUAUCGAAAGCUUCUUCGUUUAUCCAAGACCGUCUGCAGCCAAUUACCUGUGGGUCAAUUGAUAAAUAUAAUUUCUAAUGAUUCAACCAGAUUUGAUCACGGUAUGCUAUUCGCUAACUUUUUAUGGAUCACACCAUUACAGCUUGCUCUCAUAUGUUAUUUAUCAUAUGAUGCUGUCGGGAUUCCGACUUUUAUAGGUAUCGGGGCUUGUUUAUUACAAAUAUUACCACUUGUAAAUCUUUAUGCAAAAUUAACUUCAAAAUGUAGAAAAUCAAUUGCUGUAUUAACUGAUAAGAGAGUAAGACUGAUGGAUGAAAUUAUCUGUGGAAUCAAGGUGAUAAAAAUGUAUGCAUGGGAAAAGCCUUUUGCGGCUUUGGUGUCGAAGGUGCGAAGAGAAGAACUUUCAUCGGUAUUUAAGGCAAAUAUCGUCCGUUCACUGACUCACCAUUUGAUGAUAAUCACUGAAAGAACUACACUUUUUAUAACAUUGUUGGCUUGUGUUUUACUCGGAGUGGAUUUCGAUGCACAGACAGUUUUCUCGUUAGUUUUAUAUUACAAUACACUGCAGAUGACCAUAUCAGUAUAUUUUGCGGUUGCAUUGUAUCAAGGUGCGGAGUUAAUCGUUACGUUAAAACGAAUUGAAGAAUUUUUACUACAAGAAGAAAUAUGCAAUCCUAACUCCAAUGUCAUCGUAAAAGACAUAUACAAUGUAUUGGAUUGCAAUGGCGAUGUGAUCAAACCUAAGAAAUCUAAAUAUGCACUUGAUAUAGAUCAUGUUACUGCUUGUUGGACAUCUAUAUCAGAUGCUUUGGUUGACAUUACUGUUAAAAUACCUGUUGGAAAGCUGUGCGCACUUAUUGGACCUGUUGCUUCUGGAAAAAGUUCAUUCUUGCAAUUAAUUCUUGAUGAAAUGCCGGUUGACUCUGGGACUCUCAAUGCAGAUGGUACUGUAUCGUAUGCAUCGCAGAAUUCCUGGCUUUUUACUGGAACUAUACGGGAUAAUAUAUUAUUUGGUUUACCUUAUGAGAAGAUACGUUAUAGAGAGGUUCUCAGAACAUGUUCUCUCGAAAAGGAUUUAAAGUCGUUUCCGCUGAAAGACCUGACUAUCGUCGGAGAACGCGGCGCCUCUUUGUCUGGCGGGCAGCGCGCUCGCGUCAGUUUGGCCCGAGCUGCUUACAGGCGCGCCGACAUUUAUCUACUUGAUGACCCUUUGUCUGCCGUGGACGCACAUGUUGGCCGAUAUUUGUUCGAUAAAUGCAUCGGUAAUAAUGGAUUGCUAUCUAGUUCUACAAGAAUAUUGGUGACACAUCAAUUGCACUUUUUGUCUGAAGCCGAUUGGAUUAUAAUACUUAAUAAUGGUCGGAUACAAAACCAAGGAACUUAUGCUGAUCUUGUGAACAGCAAUGUUAAUUUCGCAUCUCUUUUGUCACAACCAGAAGUUUCUGAAUACGAAGAUAAAAAGUCAAUAGAUUUUACGUCUGUGGAUUCACCAGUUUUGAAACGAAGGAUGUCAUCGCAAUUGCGUCGUACUUCUACUGCAGCUGUUGAAGAUGUUUCAGGACCACCAGACCCAGAAGAUUUAGAAGAGCAUCAAGGUCAAGGAACAAUGUCGUUCAAAGUUUUCUUCUGGUAUUUAGUUGCUGGAUCAAAUAAAUGUGGACUAUUAGGCCUCAUCUUCAUUUUUGUCCUAGCUCAACUUUUUGCCAUGGUUACUGAUUAUUGGUCUAGUUUUUGGACAAAGCAGGAGGAUCUAAUAAAAAAAUAUGAAAACAAAGAAAGUGCAGAAUCACCAUUGCUUACCACAUACCAGUCGCUGUAUAUUUAUUCAGGACUUAUAGUUGGACUCAUUUUGACUAUUCAUAUAAAAAUUUACUUCUAUUUAUUGAACUGUAAAAGAUCAACCCAGAAACUUCAUGAUAAAAUGUUCGGAAAAUUAUUAGAAGCUGUAACACGCUUCUUUGAUAUCAAUCCUACAGGGAGAAUUUUAAAUAGAUUUUCAAAAGAUAUGGGUAUUAUAGAUGAAUAUUUGCCAAAAUCCUUGAUGAAUGCAUUACAAUUAAUACUCUCUUCUGCGUGUACAGCAAUAAUAAUAUCGAUGACAAAUUAUUAUCUUUUAAUACCAAUAAUAGUAAUGUUUUCUGUCUUUUGUGGAUUAUUUAUAAUAUACUUGAGAACUGGACAAGAUAUGAGAAGAAUUGAAGGGAUAUGUCGCAGUCCAGUUUAUUCUUAUUUGUCUUCAACUUACGCUGGAUUGGAUACGAUCCGUUCACGUGAAGCAACGACCCGAGUUUCUUCGGAAUUUGAUGGUCUUUUAGAUGUGCAUUCCGCGCAAUGGCAUCAUCUAGUUGUGGCUGCUCAGACCCUAGGAUUCUGGUUGGAAAUGGCCAGCGUGGUCUUUUCGACUAUUGUUUGUUUCAGUUUUGUUUUGAUGGAAGAUUGGAUUGGCUUGACAUUUGCGGGCCAAGUCGGAUUGGCCGUAACGCAAGCAAUGGCUCUUACAUCAGUACUUCAAUACGGUGUUCGGAUGUUAACAGACGUUAUAAACGAUAUGUUAAGCGUAGAAAGAGUUUUGGAAUAUACAGAUUUAGAACAAGAACCAAAGCCUGGUAAAUUACCUCCGGAUACUUGGCCUCCUAAUGGAAGAAUAGAAUUUCGUGAUAUGUCUCUGAAGUAUAUAAAAUAUUCCAAGCCAGUGUUGAGAGAUUUAACUUUAGUAGUAGAAUCAGGAUGGAAGAUCGGUGUAGUAGGACGAACUGGUGCAGGAAAAUCAUCUCUGAUCGCUGCUCUUUUCCGACUUGCGCCGUUAGAAGGCUCAAUUAUUAUCGAUGGUUUGGAAACUGGACGAAUAAAUCUAGAUGCUCUACGUUCAAAACUAUCCAUAAUACCCCAAGAUCCAGUUCUAUUUAAUGGGACUUUAAGAUAUAAUUUAGAUCCAUUUGGGAAAUACGAUGACAGCGAAAUGUGGCAUGCGUUAGACCUUGUUGAUAUGAAAAAUUCAGUGAAUUCUUUGGAUGUCUCAGUUUCCGAAGGAGGUAAUAAUUUUAGCGUCGGUCAAAAGCAAUUGAUAUGCCUUGCAAGAGCCAUUUUGAGACGUAACAAAAUACUUAUUCUUGACGAGGCUACUGCUAAUGUAGAUCCACAGACUGAUGCUUUAAUACAAAAAUCUAUACGCACACAAUUUUCAAAAUGCACCGUACUGACAAUUGCUCAUCGCCUGCAUACUGUAAUGGACUCUGAUCGUAUCCUGGUUAUGGAUGCAGGAAGGCCCAGAGAAUUUGGCACACCAUAUGAUUUAUUAAUGUUGCCAGGAAGUAUGUUGGCAUCCCUUGUUUCUGAAACUGGACAAGCGGAUAAACUGCUUGAUAUAGCAAAACAAGCAUUUGUCAAUUCUGGUUAUGAAAUUGCUCCAAAUGGUUCUGCAAUGAAGGAAACCAAUGGCGAGAUUGUACUGGAAGUAGAGUAUAGGCCAAAUGGUCAUAUGACUAUAUGCAAUAAACCUUGUAAUGGCUUUUCAAAUGAAGCAUUUGUAGAAGAUAUUGAUACUAAAUUGUGA
Messenger RNA from Ctenocephalides felis (cat flea), 4130 nucleotides. Its product is annotated as multidrug resistance-associated protein 4-like. Gene Ontology annotation, cellular component: membrane. Lineage: Eukaryota; Metazoa; Arthropoda; Insecta; Siphonaptera; Pulicidae. The transcript is spliced from 21 exons. The record is from RefSeq and is a predicted model, not a curated record. The coding region runs from base 66 to 4130 and encodes 1354 amino acids. Gene Ontology annotation, molecular function: ABC-type transporter activity; ATP hydrolysis activity; ATP binding. Gene Ontology annotation, biological process: transmembrane transport.